Drosophila serrata is the source of this 2762-nucleotide messenger RNA. RefSeq lists its product as uncharacterized. Lineage: Eukaryota; Metazoa; Arthropoda; Insecta; Diptera; Drosophilidae. The record is from RefSeq and is a predicted model, not a curated record.
ACAUAUUUUGGUGUAGGUAGGUAGGUAGGUGUAUAACUGUAUCUUUAUUGAAUAUUGAUAUUCAAUCUAUAAUUAACUUAAUAUCCAUAUUAAACGUCGUUAUUGGCAAAAAUUCUUCAAUUUUGAUCUUAUAUAAUGUAUUAUUGGAGUAAUAAUGCAGAGCGGAGCCAACAAACGCAGGUACAAAAGCUCGUUCCUUUCACUGAACUGAACGUUAUUGGAAAUUUAAAAAACACAAAACAAUGCAAUGCAGAACUUAGAAAUAAUAAUAAUGGAGAAUUUGACGAAACUAGUAUUGAUAAAGCCAAGCUUUAUUUUGUACAAAGUGGAAUAUUGGGACCAAAUUACUUUAAGGAGUCCAGUGACUUAAUAAGAAAAACAUCAACUAUUCAUGCUGAUACGAGACUAAAAAAUCAGAUCCGGAAGACGUCAUCGUGUCUACGUUCGAGAGUAACUAUCGAAAGAAAGAACAGUUAUGAUGUUUCCCUUAUUAAUCUUCAAGCUGAAAUAAAUUUAAUGAGAAGUACCUUAGACCAAGGAGAGAUUAAAAUUAUAACUCUACGUACUGAGAUUGGGAAGUUAAAGCGAUUACUUCAAAAGAUAAUGCAUGUACAGAAGGAAGAUUGUAAUAAUCACUCAGAAGAAAUAUUAUUAAUUCGAAAUCCAGGGCCAAGUUUAUGUUUAUUUUGUCAACCAAAAUAGAUAAUAUAAAAAUAUCGUCUUAAACAGUAUUGACAAUAUUAAAGUAAAACACUUAUUAGUUAUAAGAAUAAGAAGGAAUUAAAGCUUCGGCAUGCCCAAAUUGGUAUAUCCAUGUCGAUUCCAAUACGAUCUUUAAUAAUUAAAAAAAUAUCAUUUCCAUAUUAUCGCAUCAGGUGAGAACGGCUGAACCGAUUUGGAGGACAUUUUUUUCAAUUGCCUGGCAGCCGAAGGUUUUUGUUACUAAAAAAUGUUAGAAAACCUUCCUGAAAAUUCUUUAUGGCCUCAACAGAUGUUGACAGCAACAUUUGAGAGCAAAUUUGCCAAAGUGAUCUUUGUGAGUGUUGUUUUUUUUUUUUUUAAUAAUGAACAAAAUGCAUUAAGACGGACGCGAUAGGCACUGGAUCACCUUGCAGAAACGCUUCCUCAGAAUAGACGACAUUUUACUAGAAGAAGACAACCUGUAAAUUUAGACUUGAAUCGCGCUGCAUUCAAUCACGGUUCUAUAAUCGCCUAUAAAUAUCUAAGCUGCGUUGUUAUGGGUUCAUUAACUGUCGUAUGUUCGCAUUGCAAUGCAGUGAAGUUUCUGUCCACCGAGCUUCCAAAACAUUGCUGCUCUUGCACUCCCGCAGGUCGGCCCUUUGCGUACUGUUCAUCGGGCUAAUCUACGUUCUCCCGCUCGCCUCUCUUUGAUAUUCGCGACCGCCCGCUCCCGAGUUCUCGAGCUUUGCUCGCUGCUAAGCACGCUGAGGGACCGCACGGGCCCGCUCUCGCACUGUUAAGCUUAGCUUAUCGGUCGGGAGCGCAGCCCUUAUGUUUAAGAUAACCAGUUCUAUGUAUGAAGUGAAAUAAAGCUGAGGCACUGAAGCGUGCCCUGCGACGCCCCCGACUUCACUUUUUAACGUCUAGGGGUUAUAUUAUUUUACUUCUACGUCGCGGGAGCUAUUUUUCAACACAGGAUCAUUAGCGACAGGAUCGCCCUCCCCUGCACAUAUGGUCCUUCGAGCCGGAUAUGGAAAUUCUGUCCUUUUACCAGCAGUUCCCGGUGACUUUUCCGCUAAAGAUAGGUAUAUGCUUUCUUCAGUCUCGUUCUAGCUGCCGGUCUGCAACAGUGGGCCGAACAUUACAUUUCGGUAGCACUGCUGCAAGAUUUAUUGUUUUUGUUCGUGUCAACUCCAAGUCCGAUUCCACUCCGAUACCUGCACUCCAGUGGCAACAAGUUCAAUUGGAUCUGCUGCCACAGUUAGUUUUCGUUUGCUUCGGCAUUCAAAUUAUUGCGGGAUUCCGAUUUUUUUUGUACAAUUUUUUAACCGAUUCCGUCUAUCCGUUUGAAAAGAUCCCAGUCCGCAUCUCCGCGACUCUCUCCGUCUAAAUCAAAGUCCGCCGCUUUCCGCUUAAGAGCAAACGGCGAGAAUGCUUUAAAUACUAGCCCAGGUCCAUCGUCAAGGCUCACUCGAUCGACCACAAAAACGGCUCUUACUGCCGUCGACAUUGCGUUGAGGAAGUUUAUUGCCACGACAAAUCGUGUCAGUCAAUUUGAGGCAAAUAUCCAAACUCGGGGCGCCCCAGAAACCACCAAGCUCUCUGUGCGAAAAGGUCGAAAGGGAUUACGAUAGUUGUUCUGAACUUAUAUCGGCAUCCGUUGAGAGUACGGAGCGCUUCGAGAAUAUGAAGUUUCUAGUCAACAGCCAGUUACCAUUUUUUUUUAAUAUCCAGGCUGUCCCCAAGAGUCCGGAAGCGCGCUAAAGGAGCUGCAAGGCACUAUACAGAGUUGUCUAACGGCUUUAGAGUUGUCCACAAUUCAGGUCGAAGCGUGGGACUGCCUCCUGGAGGUUUCCUCGAAGCUUCCCAAGCUCACGCUUUCCAUGUGGGAGCAAUCUACCCAUAAUAAGGCGAACAUUCCAACUUGGAACGAGCUAGACGCAGGCCAUCUUCAGUGUUCAGAAUGCUCCUGAACCUUCGAGCCCAGAUAUCGCACCGAUCCAAAGGAUAUCCUCGUUCGCGGAUUCCCUACGGCGACGUCAAGAGCAGACGAGGUAUUUUAUCCUACCCAUGCCGAGUCU